UGAAACAAGAUGGCAUCCUCUUCGAAAGUAGUUCUCUCAGGGAUGAAGUUUCUCAUGGGUCUAGUGUUUGUUGGGUGGCUAACGAUAUGGGUUGUCAUGCCAACUAAUACUUACAGGAAUGGAUGGUCACCAAAGCUUCGUUCUGAUACUGCUUCUACGUACUUUGGAACACAAGGGACUAACAUUUUGGUCUACACUUUCCCUAUACUCUUCAUUGCUGUACUCGGUUGCUUCUAUCUCCACUUAGCAAAGAAAAGCAGUAGCUUUGCUCAAAGUGGUGUUUUGAGUAGCCAAUAUUUACAAGCAUGGAAAAGGCCUUUGCUCUUGAAGGGACCUCAAGGAAUUGUCUCUGCAAUAGAGUUAACAUUUAGCUUGAUGUUUCUUGCACUCCUACUCUGGUCUUUCUCCACCUACUUAGUCACUAGCUUUGACAGAAUCACUCCAGAGUCUGCCAAACAAGAUGGACAACAAAUAUGGAUGGCAAAGUUAGACAGUGCAGCCUUGAGAUUAGGAUUGAUAGGAAACCUCUGCUGUGCUUUCCUCUUCUUUCCAGUGACCAGAAUGUCAUCACUUUUGCCUCUUGUUGGCCUAACGUCAGAGGCAAGCAUCAAGUAUCAUGUGUGGCUUGGCCAUGUUGUCAUGCUUCUCUUCAGUGCACACGGACUUUGUUACAUCAUUCUAUGGGCUGCAACAAGUGAACUCUCUAAUAUGCUGGAAUGGGAUGCAAUUGGAAUCUCUAUUGUGGCUGGAGAACUAGCUUUGAUUUCCGGUUUAUUUAUGUGGGUGACAACAUAUCCUCGCAUACGGCGCAAGUUUUUCGAGCUCUUCUUCUACACUCAUCAGCUCUACAUCCUCUUUCUCUUCUUCUUCCUUCUCCAUGUUGGCAUUGCCUUCUUUUGCCUUAUCCUCCCUGGUGUCUAUCUCUUUUUAUUGGAUCGAUAUCUUCGGUUCUUGCAAUCAAGACGAAGCGUAAGGCUUGUUUCUGCUCGGCUCUUACCUUCAGACACGGUGGAGCUGAACUUCUCCAAGAGUUCAGGAACAAGUUACCCGCCAUUGAGCACAGUGUUUAUCAAUGUACCAAGUGUUUCAUCACUACAAUGGCACCCUUUCACCAUAAGCUCAAGCAGCAACUUGGAACCUGAGAAGCUGAGCAUCAUCAUCAAGAAGGAAGGAAGCUGGACUCAGAAACUAUCUCAAAUACUCUCUUCGCCUCUUGAUCGCCUUGAUGUUUCUGUUGAAGGACCAUAUGGUCCUUCUUCAUCUAGCUUCCUAAGAUAUAAUUCUUUAGUGUUGGUGAGUGGUGGAAGUGGAAUAACUCCCUUCAUAGCAAUAAUAAGAGAGCUUAUCUUUAGAAGCACAACACUUGGCAGCAAAACACCUAGCAUUCUACUUGUUUGCUCAUUCAAGACAACAGCUGACCUUAUGAUGCUCGACCUUCUCCUCCCGAUCACUGGUAACGUCUCCGACCUCUCCCGUCUUCAGCUAAAGGUUGAGGCAUUCAUAACAAGAGAGAAAGCACCCUCUUCCAACUCAAAGAACAUCAUAAGAACUAUAUGGUUCAAGCCUAUUCCUUCAGACAUGCCAGUGGCUCAUGUUCUUGGUCCUAACAGUUGGUUAUGGCUAGGUGCAGUCAUUGCAACAUCUUUCAUUGCAUUCCUUGUUCUCAUGGGUAUUUGCACACGUUACUAUAUUUAUCCUAUUGAUCAUAACACCAAUGAGAUCUUUUCUUAUUCUAAGAGGGCAAUGCUCAACUUGAUCUUCAUCAUUGUCUCCAUUGCUGCAACUGCUAGUUCUGCUGUUAUGUGGAACAAGAAAAUGAGCUCCAUGGAACUUAAACAGAUACAGAGCAUGGAUGCACCGACACCAGCUGCCUCGCCGAGCUCUUGGUUCUUUAAUGCUGAUAGAGAGCUUGAAAGUGUUCCUCAUGAGUCUAUUGUGCAGGCCACCAAUGUGCACUUAGGCGAGAGGGCAGACCUUAAAAGGAUAUUGUUGGAAUGCAAAGAACCGAACACUGGAGUGAUGGCCAGUGGUCCUCGAGGGCUUCGACAUAACGUUGCAAGUGUUUGUUCAUCUGGGCUGGCGGAUAAUCUCCAUUUUGAAUCCAUUAGCUUCAGCUGGUGAUGCUGUCUGCUUGUUUAUGGUGUGGUGAACAGCUUUGUUUUCUUGAACCUGGACAUAGAGGCCUGUAUGCUUCACAUAUAUGUGAAAAAUUGUGGAAUAAAAACUGAUGAUCAGUUAUGUGUGAAAUACCAUAUAGAUAUUUUUCUGGUUCGUCUCAUCAGAACCAUUUUUCACUAG
Dioscorea cayenensis subsp. rotundata (Guinea yam) is the source of this 2298-nucleotide messenger RNA. RefSeq names its product ferric reduction oxidase 2-like. The record is from RefSeq and is a predicted model, not a curated record. The transcript has 8 exons. Gene Ontology annotation, cellular component: plasma membrane. Gene Ontology annotation, molecular function: oxidoreductase activity. Lineage: Eukaryota; Viridiplantae; Streptophyta; Magnoliopsida; Dioscoreales; Dioscoreaceae. The coding region runs from base 10 to 2121 and encodes 703 amino acids.